CCAAUAAGCUGGCCGGGCUCUAGAAUGAUCAGGUCAGCCUCGGGACUCAAGAACACUAGCUCCACCCAUCUCCGAACUACAUUUCCCAGAAGGCGCAGCGGGGAGCAGCUGGUACAUGACGUCACUUCCUGUUCCAUUCGCCUUUGACAGUCAGUCUAGUCCUGCGAGAGGUUCUGAGACCGAGCUCUAGCCUGGAUCCUGCUUUAGAGGAGAGAUCCCUGUCCAGUUCGAGGGGCGGAACAGCAGAGACAAAGACGAAGUGAUGGCUCCUGGGCCCCCCAGACCAGGGGCCCCCCAGGGGAUGGUGACAUUCCGGGAUGUGGCUGUGAUCUUCUCCCCGGGGGAGUGGAGGCUCCUGGACCCUCCCCAGAAGCAGCUGUACCGAGAGGUGAUGCUGGAGAACUACCGGACCCUGGUGUGGCUGGCAGGCUUUGUGGGUGCCAAGCCAGAGGUGAUCUCUCAUCUGGAGCAAGGGGAUGCACCCUGGGUGCCCGAGGACCCUUUUCCAAGUGGCAGCUGCACAGAUCGGGAUACUGAACGUCACACCAAUGAGCCAACUCCAAAGCUGCACCAUUCUAAGGGAAAAUUAUACCAGAAAAAAAUCUCUGGAGGUGGUCAUUCAAUCUCAGAGUUGCAGAAAGGUUCGAAAUAUGCCAGGUCUAAGAAGGAGCACAACAAAGAGCAAGGUUUUACACUUGGAAAAAUCAAGAAAGGGAAACCCCACAAUCAAAUGAGAGGUCAUAAAUACUUUAAAAAUAGCAAAAAGUCUAAUUUAGAGGCAGGCCUUUUUCCACAAAGGGAAGUUUCCAUAGGAAAGAAACUUCAUAAAUUGGAUACACAGAGAAAGAACUUCAGACUGUCUUCAGUCCUAAAAAAAUAUAAUAGAGGUUGCAGAAGGAAGAUAGAUUCAAAUGACACUGAAGGUAAACAGUCCUUGAAUUAUAAUUUUCACCUUACUAAAAAACACAGAAUACAUACAAGAGAGAAAGUUUAUGAAUGUCAUGAAUGUGGGAAGACCUUUCAUCAGAAUACAUAUCUUCAAAAACAUCAGAGAGUUCAUACUGGAGAGAAGUCUUAUGCAUGUAAAGAGUGUGGGAAGACCUUCCUCCGGUCUUCUGAACUUACUCGACACCAAAGAAUACAUACUGGUGAAAAACCUUAUGAAUGCAAUGAAUGUGGGAAGGCCUUCCGCUCUAAAUCACACCUUACUGAGCAUCAGAGAAUCCAUACUAGCGAGAAACCUUUUGCAUGUGAAGAAUGUGGGAAGGCCUUUCUCCGGAGAACUGACCUUAAACAACACCAGAGAAUUCACACUGGAGAAAGACCUUUUGAAUGUAAUGAAUGUGGAAAGGCCUUCCGCCAGAGUUCAUACCUUAGAAGACAUGAAAGAAUUCAUACUGGAGAGAAACGUUAUGAAUGCAAAAUAUGUGGGAAAGCAUUCCUCCGAGCAACUGAAGUUACUCUACAUCAGAGAACACACACUGGAGAAAAACCUUAUGAAUGCAAUGAGUGUGGAAAGACUUUCCGCUGGAAAACACACCUUACUGAACAUCAGAGAACUCACACUGGAGAGAAACCUCAUGUAUGUAAUUAUUGUGGGAAGGCUUUUCUCCGAAGCACUAAUCUUAUUCAGCACCAGAGAAUUCAUACUGGCGAAAAGCCUUAUAAAUGCAAUGAAUGUGGGAAAGCCUUCUGUCAGAGAUCAGAUCUUGUUCAACAUAAGAGAAUUCAUACUGGAGAGAAACCUUAUAAAUGCAGUGAAUGUGGAAAGGCCUUUUCUCAGAAGACAGCUCUUAAUCAACAUAACAGAAUUCAUACUGGAGAGAAACCAUAUGUCUGCAGUGACUGUGGGAAGGCCUUUCAAUGGAGCACAGUACUUGUAAGACAUCGGAGAACACAUACUGGAGAGAAACCUUAUGGGUGUUCUGAAUGUGGGAAAUCCUUCAGUCAGAAGGCAAAACUUAUUCGACAUCAGCGAAUUCACACUGGAGAGAAACCAUUUGAAUGUAAUGAAUGUAAAAAGGCCUUCUCUCGGAAAGCAGACCUAACAAUACAUUAUAGGAAGCACACUGGAGAGAAGCCUUAUAAAUGCAAUGAGUGUGGGAAGGCUUUUCGCUAUAACUCACACCUUACUCAACAUCAGAAAAUUCAUACUGGAGAAAAACCUUAUGAGUGCACUGAAUGUGGAAAGGCCUUCAUCUGGCGGACAGCUUUUAAUCAGCAUCGGCGAAUUCAUACAGGGGAAAAAACUGAUGAAUGAAAAAAUCCAAUGAAUGAGUAUGCUUUCCAGGAGGAAAGAAUUUAUUCAAGAGCAGAUAAUUCACAUGGGCAACAACAUGAGAAACUCCUUUAUAAAAAACUCAGUUAUUGAACAUCAAGAUAGUUCAAACUAGAGAGAAAUUGCUUGAAUGUAAUGAUUGAGGAAAGACUUUUCUACAGGAAAAAAAAAAAGACUUCCUAAAUGUCAUACUCCACAGUACCUAGGAACUGCAUAAGUAUUGUUGUUGUUGUUCGUUCAUUGUUUCUGAAGAGAGCCAAUGACAUCACAGGAUAAUGUCUUGACUCACACAUAAAUUGGACUUAAGUGAAGCAGAGUUGCAGAAUGUCAUUGGCUUCACUCUCUUCCAGAGUCAUCAAAGUCCCAUGAUAAGAUAAAAAUCAGGACAGUUGAUUGGUGAUGGUCCAAGAUUUAGUGGAUAGCCUUGGCUUCUUUGAUGUUUUACCAAACUCUAAGUUCUCCACAAUGCCUGCUUCAGUUGCCUGCAUGGCUAUUGAAACAAAUUGUUGUCAUCUUCUGCCUAUUCUGCCUGGAGAAGUCUUCACAUGCCUGGGGUAGAAGCCUAUAGGUUCCCUCAUCAAAGUUUAGCCCAUCUGAUGAGUUGCAUUCCUGAGUUAUGGAUGCUACACAUGCUACAGAUUGGGAAUCCCUUCUGUGAAUGAAACUAGCCUCCUGCCUCAGCAGAGCAUCGAUGAGUGAUACAGAAAAAAAGAGACAAACUUUCUGUUAUUGCCAAAGUGUUCAUUUGUUUUUUCUUGAUUCUCCUUAUUUCUUACAAGGCAGGGCUCCUUUGAGGAGAAGCAAAUCAAUGUGGAUUGAAACACAAAUAAAAUGUAGAAAGUGAAUCCUACAACCAGACCAAAUGAGUUACAUUCUGACAUAGACAUUAGAAUGUCACCUAGACUGUGGAAUUAGAUUUAAACUGAUUGGAUAGAUGUGCCCAAAGAAUAUUUAUUAGUGGUUGAAAGAUAGUUUGCUAGGUGGCAUCCACAUGAAUGCCUUAGGGAAGAGUUCUUUGGCCUCUACUGUCAUACCCUUUUUGGAAAUAUAUAAAGGCUUAGACAGUAUGCUUAUCAGAUUGGCAGGUGGCACAGUCAGGAAUAGAGGGGAGGACUAAGCAUUUACUAAGUGUCUAUUAUGUCCCAGUCACUGUGUUAAAUGCUUUACCAAUAUUAUCUCAUUUGUUCCUUGCAGCAGUCCUGGAAGGUAGAUACUAUUAUUCUCCCAGUUUUAUAGUUGAGGAAACCAAGUAGUUGGGUAUCACCCCAAAUCACCCAACUAGGAAGUAUCUUGAUGCCAGAUUUGAACUUGGCCAUUCUGAUUCCAGUGUGACACCCAGCUGUCUCUGUGUAGUGUACAUAACUCUUGGGGUGAGAGUAGAACUCUGAAAGAACUUUGACAGACUAAAGCAUGGGUGGGCAAACUAAGGUCAAUACCCAGCCCUCUGCUUGUUUUUCUAUAGCCCCAAAACUAAGAAUGACUCUUACAUUUUAAAAUACAGUAAGGGGGCAGCUGGGUAUCUCAGUGGAUUGAGAGCCAGGCCUAGAGACGGGAGGUCCUAGGUUCAAAUUUGGACUCAGACACUUCGUAGCUGUGUGACCCUGGGUAAGUCACUUAACCCCCAUUGCCUAGCCCUUACCACUCUUCUACCUUGGAACCAAUACACAGUAUUGAUUCCAAAAUGGAAGGUAAUUUAAAAAAAAUAAAUAAAUACGAUUUUACUUAAAAAUAUAAAAAGCACUCAGCUCAAAGACUAUAAAAGUAGACAGUGGCUGAAUCUGGCUCCUUGAAGUGGAGCAUUGAAAUAAAAUAAGAUUAAAUGGAUGGUAUGAUAAUGAUGUUCUGAAUCCUUGGGUUCUCUGGAUCCAACUCACCUAUGUAAUAUGGGGAAAGAAUAGGUAGAAAAAGAUGUUCUUAAAAGAUCUGUGUUCUAAUGCAUAGAAAGAUAAUAAAGGAUCUAAGUAAUCAGUGUUAGAAAGCUGUAGGAAUUCAUGGAAAUUAGUGCAUUGUUAGUAGGGUUGCAAAUUAAUCCAGUUAUUUGGGAAAAUGAUGUGGAAUUAUGAAAAAAGUGUCAAUGAUUUAUAUGUCUGACCUGGUGAUUCCAAUGAUAUUUAGAUGACUUAGGACAUAAAAGAUAUUAAGACAAAUCCCACAUAUAUGCCAAAAUAUUCAUAGCAGAAGAUUUUUGUGUUAGCAAAAAUGAUGAGCAAAAUAAAUGGCUGCCCUCUUGGGGAUUGGCUGAAUAAAUUAGGGGCUACUCAUGUCAUUGGAAAUGUGCCAUAAAAGCAGCAGUUUUAAGAAAUUCAGAGAAAGCAAAAAAAUGAUUAGGAAGUUAUAUAGACUGAAUGAAGUAUGCAGAUCUUUGAGAACUAUACACAUCGACUCAUGUAAAUCAAAAACAAAGAAUAGCUGCAUCAGCCAAUCAACAGUAUAUUGACUACCGUGUUCUAAACAUUCCUUCCUUCCUUCCUUCCUUCCUUCCUUCCUUCCUUCCUUCCUUCCUUCCUUCCUUCCUUCCUUCCUUCCUUCCUUCCUUCCUUCCUUCCUUCCUUCCUUCCUUCCUUCCUUCCUUCCUUCCUUCCUUCCUUCCUUCCUUCCUUCCUUCCUUCCUUCCUUCCUUCCUUCCUUCCUUCCUUCCUUCCUUCCUUCCUUCCUUCCUUCCUUCCUUCCUUCCUUCCUUCCUUCCUUCCUUCCUUCCUUCCUUCCCCUUACUUUCUAUUUUAGAAUCUAUUCUCAGUGACAGAUCCAAGGCUGAAGAGCAGUAAGAGCUAGGCAAUGGAGGUUAAAUAACUUCCUAGGAUCACACAGCUAGGAAAUGUCUUGAGGUCCAAGUUGAACCCAGGACCUCACAUCUCCAGGCUUGGUUGGCUCUUUAUCCACUGAGACAUCAAGUUGCCCUUAAUCUCAUUUCUUAUAUACUUCUGUCCAGUUUUCCCAGCAGAUUUUAUUAAGUGAUAAGUUCUUAAUCCAGUGACUGGGGACUUAGUGUUUAUGGAAUACUGGGCUAUGAAGUAGAUUUGCUUCUCUUGGUUAUGUGCCCAAUCUAUUCUAUGAGCUGAUCUCUCUGUUUUUUAAACAGUGCUGAACUUUUUUGAGAAUUUCUGCUUCUUGAUAUGGUUUUAGAUCUGGCACAUCUCUGUUUUCGUGGCUUUUAUUAUUUCUCUCAAGAUACCUGAUUUUUUUUUGCCUUCUUAUGAAUUUUAUGAUUUUUUCUAGUUUUAAAGUAAUCCUUUGGCAUUUUAAUUGUUGUGUCACUAACGAAAUAUAUUAAUUUAGCUAAUAUUGUCAUUUUUAUUAUAUUGAUUCACCCUUCCCUUGAGCUAUUCUAUUUCCCUAAUUAUUUAGGUUUAUUUUUGUCAAAUGUGUUUAUAACUAUCUUUUUAUAGGUUGACUCCCAAGCACUUUAUAUAUGCUAGAGUUAUUUGAAAUCUGUACAUAUAUUGAAAUUAUCUAUCCUCCUGGGUUUUAUUGGUAUUAUAUAAAAAUGCUGGUGAUGUAUAUGUAUUUAUUUUAAUCCAGCAAGUUUUCUGCUGUUUCUAAUUGUUGUAGUUAAUGUUUGAUUGACCCAUAAGAGUUCAGGCAACCAAUCAACAAACAUUGAUUGUUGUUCAGUCAUUUCAGCUUUUUCCAAUUCUUCGUGACCCUACUUGGAGUCUUCUUGGCCAAGACACUGGAGUGGGCUGCCAUUUCCUCCCCAGUUCACUUUACAGUUGAGGAAACGGAGAGAAAUAGUGUCAAGUGAUCUGCCCAAGUGAGUAGAUACAACUAGUAAGUGUCUAAGGCCAGCUUUGACCUUAAGAAGAGUUUUCCUGAGUCCAGACCCAGCAUUCUAUCCACUAUAUCACUUAGCUGCUUAAACAUUUAAGUUUCUAGUAUGUAGCAGGCACUAUACUUAAUGCUGGAGAUACAAAAAUGGACUCACUACCUAAUAGGGGUAGACAACAAGCUCACCAACUAUAUACAAGGCAUGCCAGGAAUUGUUCAAGGAGGGAAGGCAGCAGAAUUAAUGGGGAUCAGAAAAGGUCCUUUGUAGAAGGUUCUUGAGGAAAGACAGGAGGUGGAGAUGGGAAAGGAGAGCACCCUCAGCAUGCUGGACAUCCAGAGAACAUGUUAGUAGCCCAGAGAUGGAGGGUCUUCAACGUGAAAUAGCCAGGAGGCCACUGGGUAGAGGAGUAGGUGGUGGGAAGUAAGAUUUACGGAAGAAGGCCGGAGGGUGCAGGGGACAUUGUUUAUGAAAGACUUUUAAUGGUAGACAAGAGUAUCUUGUAUUUGAUCCUGGACGUCACAGGGAGGUACUGGAGUUGAUUGAGGAGAGGAGUGUGACAUGAUCUGCAUUUUAGGAAAAUCUCUUUACUGGCUAGACUGAAGAUGGAUGGGAGAGAGGAGGAACUUGUAGCAGACAGACCCCAUAGCAGCUAUUACAAUAAUUCAGGUGUGAGGUCAUGAGGGCCUGGAUCAGGGGGAGGGCAGUGUCCGAGAAAAGAAGGGGGCAUACUGGAGAGCAAUGCAGAGGUGAAGGGAGGUGAAAGGGAGGCAAGAGAAAGUGAGGAGUCAAGGAUAACUCCAAGGCUGUAAGCCUGAGAUACUGGGAAGAUGCUGUUACCUCCUACAGUAAUUGGAAGUUUGGCAUGGGGGGAAGUUUUUUUAACCUUUACCUUCUGUCUUGGAAUCAGUACUGGCUCCAAAGCAGAAGAGCAUUAAGGGUUAGACAGUGGGGGUCAAGUGACUUGCCCAGGGUCACACAGCUAAGAAGUAUCUGAGGUUAGAUUUGAUCCCAGGACUUCCCAUCUCCAGGCUUGACUCUCAAUCCACUGAACCACCUAGCUGCUCCUGAGUGGGGGAAAAUAAGUUCUAUUUUGAACAUGUUGAGUUUCUGAUAUCUAGUGAACAUCCAGCUUGAGCAUUUGGGGAUGAGAGAUUGGAGAUCAACAGAAAGCUGGUAGAUUCAAGAAUCAACCACAUAAAGAUCAUAAUGAACUUCCCCUGAGGUGAUUACACCACAAGUGAAAUAAUAUAGAAGGAAAAGAGAAGACGCCCAUGACAGAGCCCCAACGGAGACCUGUGGUUAGAAGAUGUGACGUAGAUCUAGUAAAGGAGCCUGAGAAGGAGGGAUCUGACCAUACCUGAUGGAGAAGAGGGUGAUCACCAGUGCCAGAGGCCACAGAGAGUCAAGGAGCAUGACUAAGAAAAUCUAUUGGAUUUGGCAACUAAGUUUGAUGAGUCCUGAAGCUGGAUUAUAAGGGGCUAAAACGUGAGUGAGAAGAGAUCUUAAGUCCGCCGUUGUGGCAUCUGCAAAAUAGGGGAUGGUUUGGUUCCUUCACUUAUGCCUAUUCUCUCAUUUUGCUUUCUUAUCUUACUGCUGUAGCCAUAUUUUCUAUUACUGAGUCGAAUAGAAUUGUGGACAAUGAACUUCCUUGCUAGGCUCCUGAGUUCAUUUAAAAGAUUGCUAAUUAUCUACAUAGAGCAAUAGCGUUUGGUUUUAUCUAUACUGUUUAUCAUUUUAAGAAAUGGGUCAUUUAUUCCCAAUUUUUCUAGAAUAUUGUGUUGAAAGCCUUUUCUCUAUCUGUUGCUACAAGUGUGUGCUUUUUGUUGAUUUUGUUAUCACUGGAGGAAAUUGAGAUGUACAAAAAUUUGAGUGAUUUGUCCAGAGUUACACAACUAGAAAGUGAGCAGGAAUUGAAUUCGUGUCUUGUGCUCCAUCCGCUCUGCCAACUAGCUGCCUGACAAAUGAUCCAAAUCACUAUUAAUUAGAGAAAUGUAGAAUAAAGCAAUUACAGUCAA
Monodelphis domestica (gray short-tailed opossum) is the source of this 8059-nucleotide messenger RNA. The record is from RefSeq and is a predicted model, not a curated record. Lineage: Eukaryota; Metazoa; Chordata; Mammalia; Didelphimorphia; Didelphidae.